UCUGUCGUUUUCCUCUCAAGAGAGCAGGUCUCACGGCGAACCAGUUUCUUCACCUUCUAGUAUAAUGCCUCCUCUUAUUCACUACCGUUGCUCCUUCUCCGGAAACGGUGCCGUUUUGUAGCUUCCUCCACGUAAUGCAGGAACUUCUGUCUUUCAACUUCUUCGUUUUCUUAUUCAAAAUCUCCCGAUUGAAUCUCACAACGACACCGUUUUAAGAUAUUCUAUAAUCUCAGAGUUUGACAAUGGAGCAUUACGAGGUACUUGAGCAAAUCGGAAAAGGGUCUUUUGGGUCUGCUCAUCUUGUGAGACAUAGGCAUGAGAAGAAACUGUAUGUUCUGAAGAAAAUCAGGCUCGCUCGGCAGAGUGGUAGGACAAGAAGAUCUGCUCAUCAAGAGAUGGAGUUGAUUAGAAAGAUAAACAAUCCAUUCAUUGUGGAAUAUAGAGACUCUUGGGUUGAAAAGGGGUGCUAUGUGUGCAUUAUCAUAGGCUAUUGCAAAGGAGGAGACAUGGCGGAAGCGAUUAAGAAAACGAACGGUGUAUACUUCUCUGAAGAGAAACUCUGCAAAUGGCUUGUUCAGAUCUUGUUAGCUCUUGAGUACUUGCAUGCCAAUCACAUUCUCCAUCGUGAUGUCAAGUGUUCAAACAUCUUCUUGACAAAGGAUCAAGAUAUACGUCUAGGUGAUUUUGGACUUGCCAAGGUCUUAACGUCAGAGGACCUCGCAUCUUCAGUGGUGGGAACGCCAAGCUACAUGUGCCCUGAGCUACUAGCUGAUAUACCCUAUGGAUCCAAGUCGGACAUUUGGUCGCUUGGUUGUUGUAUGUAUGAGAUGACAGCUAUGAAGCCUGCAUUCAAAGCUUUUGACAUGCAAGGACUAAUAAACAGGAUUAACAGAUCAAUCGUUCCUCCACUUCCAGCUCAAUACUCUGCUGCCUUCCGGUGUAUGGUUAAAAGCAUGCUUCGGAAAAAUCCAGAAGCCAGACCAAGCGCUGCUGAGCUUCUCAGACAACCGUUGCUUCAGCCGUAUAUUCAGAAGACUCAAGAUCCAAAAAACAGUGUGUUGCCAGAAUCUGAAUCCGCCAGGAGAAACAGCUUUCCUGAGCAGCAGAGAAGGCGUCCUCCUCCACGCAAAAGCCAUAGCUUUGGUCCAAGCAGGCUCAGGUGUAAAGAGGAAGAAGAUUCUGUUUCUUCUUCUGUUAAAAAACCUGUGCAAGCAUUACGUACAGAUGAAAGUGGAGAUGGAACCGUUGUUCGUAGAACCUCAGAGGCUUCUAAAAAUUCUAAGUAUGUUCCAUUGAGAUCAAGACAGCCUAGGAGUGAUCUUGGUCAAGAGGUUUGUUUAUACAAUGUUGCACAGCUUCCUGUUUCAUCACAUCACACAAACCGAACAUCAGCAGCGUUGAUUCGCAGAGCCUCCAUGCCUAGCACAAGAAAGCCUGUAAAAGCAAUCAAAGACUCCUCUCUCCACCAGAUAAACUCUCCCAACGUGUCAAUGAACGCACCAAGAAUCGACAAGAUUGAGUUUACAUUAGCAUCAUACGAGGAAGAGCCAUUUGUUCCGAAGAAAGCAUCGUCUCGAGGCUCAUACAGCCCACCACUAGACUGCUCAGUCACAAAAGACAAAUUCACCCUCGAACCAGGCCUAACCAUAGAAGAUGCAUACCAGGAAAACAGGAGCAGCGAGUCAUCAUCUGAUCAGAAUGCAACCGCAGGAGGAGCAUCAAGCAGGGCUUCAUCUGGUGUAAGAAGACAAAGAUUUGAUCCUAGUUCUUACCAGCAACGUGCCGAGGCACUUGAAGGUUUGCUUGAGUUCAGUGCGAGGUUGCUUCAAGAUGAGAGGUACAAUGAGCUGAAUGUCUUGCUGAGACCCUUUGGUCCAGGCAAAGUUUCACCUAGAGAGACAGCGAUUUGGUUGUCCAAGAGCUUCAAGGAGACUACUAAGCUGGAAGAUUAACUGAUCAUUUUUUAAUUCUAACUUGUUGGGACUGUGAAAAGAAUCUUCUACUUGAUAGUUAACUGCUUAGGCUGUGUUAUGUAAUGAGUAGCUAACGUUUCUGUGUCUCUAAUACUUUGAAAUAGGCCUGAGUCUUC
This is a messenger RNA of Brassica oleracea var. oleracea, 2089 nucleotides long. Its product is annotated as serine/threonine-protein kinase Nek2-like. Lineage: Eukaryota; Viridiplantae; Streptophyta; Magnoliopsida; Brassicales; Brassicaceae. The transcript is spliced from 15 exons. Gene Ontology annotation, biological process: protein phosphorylation. The record is from RefSeq and is a predicted model, not a curated record. Bases 243 to 1952 code for a protein of 569 amino acids. Gene Ontology annotation, molecular function: ATP binding; protein kinase activity.